CGCUGCGCUGCUGCCUUCUCACUCUUCCCCAGCUUGCCGGAGGCCGCGUUGCCUCAUGGGGAGCGAGGAGCUCCCGUCUGUGGGUCUCCACCACAUCACCAGGCCCUUCUCAGGCGCCACCAUGAAGCUUGGCGUGUCCCCAUGGGACUUUGGGGGUGGCAGCUGGAGCACACUAUGGGCGGCCGGACCGUGGUGGGGUUGGCAUGGCCAGGCAUCCCCUCCGUGACCCGGUCGGGGUGGUGAGGCUUUAUCCCGCACUGAAAAGAUGCAGGGUAAGGGAGCGGGGCCAUUUGGGCUGAAAGGCAGUUAGAUCCAGGUCACUGAGUUCGGGGCGGCUGUGUUUUCUGACAAAGUCUAAAAAUGCAGAUUCGCAGCAACCUUUGUUAAUGGAUUCCGACUGCUUGAGUUUCGCACUGAAUAAUGGCCGGAAUUAUCAGCGAUGGUGACUUAUGAGAUGUGAUUGAAUAUCUUCCUUUUCCUCGAAAUUAAAUUGAUAAAAUGAUGUAAUAUCGCGUUAUUUUUAUUAACGUGCUUGGGUACCAAAAUCUCCACGGAGCUGAAGGUUUUCUUACAAUAAAACAGAAGUACUACAAUGAUGAGGACGCUCAAUAAAUUCUAAAAAUGUGGUAUCACAUUUUAAAUGCAAUUCUGUGCAUAUGGCGAGCGAAUGCAAUACCUCUUUACCCUCAGGCCGCCCACUUUCAUACAUUAAAAUAUUCUAUUUAAAUGCAGAUUUUGAUUUGCUGUCUGGCAUGGCGUUCAAGUAGGCUAGACAGGAGAAAAGGAAGAUGGUCCAUGUAGCUUAAUUUAAUUACGUGUUUCUUUUGGCAUGCAAAGAUGCCAGCAGGAGUUGUUAGGUAUAAAGGCACAUGUGUUUAAUGAUAAAAAAGCGUGAGGUCAGUCUUCUAAAAUCUAUAAAAGUAAAUGCUGGAAAGAGAGUCUGAUGUGGUUUUACAGAGUGAAUGUGGUGUUGGGUGUACGAAGGUGGGCGUCCUGCCAUAGCCUGCUUGGGCCAGGAAGGCUGUUUAUGGCCAAGGUCUGUGCAGUUAUCUGGUCUGUGUGUGGAUCUGCCUGCCGUGGUGCUGGGAGUGCUGCAAGGGGCUCAGGGUGAGGAUGAAGGGGGCUCUUUUAGUGCCAUCGGGGUAGAUGAGCUGUGGGUUUUUGACAUGGACGCCAAAAUGGUUUAUACCCACCUUAGAGGUCAACUUCAACGGGCAAAUGUUACACCAGCAAGAUGCUUUGAGUGCCACUGAAGUGCUUUUUUGAUAUGAUUUUGUAAAAACCAGGGAAGUUGUGUUUGAUUUUGGUACACUUUAUCUUUGUUUGUAUGUCAUCUCAGUUAAAGCCUAUUUCCAGAACUCAAAGAAUAUUUGAAUUUCAGUGCCCUGGAGCAAAUAGGUUGAGUGGUAUCAGAGAUUAUCAGAUUUAAUUCAUUUAUUUUAAAUGUAAAUUGAUUUGAAACCACUGGGAGCUGUUAAAUUGUGUGGCAGUUGGCCUUGGUGCCUUGCAGCAUGUUAUCUCUCCUAGCGUCCAUCUCUACCAGCCCCUUCUCCCAUCCUUUGGCCAGGCUGCUUUGUUCAUCUGGUCUCAAAAGAACUGAAUGUUGAUGUUGGGUGCUUCUUAGUGUGUCGGCCUUGGGUGUCCAUUGGCACUGGAGAUACUGCCUGUUCCUCUAACAAACAGCCAAAAAUUUUGGCUUUGCUGUCAAUCCAUCAUGACCACAUCCCUCACUGUAACCUCUUGGAGCCUGAAUUUCUCUCUGUGUCCACCCCUAUUUCUCUCCCUUGUUUGAAACGUGCUAAUAAUGUCAUCACUUCAUGUAUUGAUAGGAGAGCCUCAUUGGCAUUGGUGACAAUGAUUAUUCGCACGGUCCCUCUAUAGGAGUGGGCUCAGGACUCUGCGCGUCUCCAUGCUCUGCCACCCAUCACUUUGGUACAAAAUACAUGUUUUCAGGGGCUGCAUGAUUCACCAUCAACAAUUUACAGUUUCCUGUAAAUAGAACUUCAGGGCUAUGCCAAAUAAUGCCAAAUGCAUAUUUUUAAGCCUAUGUAUAAAAUUAUUUGAUCUCUAAGAGUAUAAUGUUUGCCAAUUUUUCUCUCGGGCAGAUAGAUAUUAAAAUCAUAUUAUGCACAGUAUGCAGUAGUAAAAUUGAAGUCACAAUGGAAAGCAAUAUUAUAAUUUUUUUCUUUAAUUUUCGUCUCAAAGAAUGUGUCUUUCUAAAGAAAAGGAUAUUUGUCUAAUAUGCUGGAGAUCAGUUUGCAGAAUUAGAUAAGAGAUAUCCCUAUAAACUGUGCUGCAAAGAGAAAGAAAAGCCACAGAAACGCUUGGGACUCAGAACCCAUCUAUCUUAGUUUCCCACACAAUUUGAAACUCCUAAUUUCUCAAUGGCUGUGAGUGCGAGGACAGCUGAUGGGAUGUAUUACAAGGCGACUGGGUGUGCAGGUACCACUCCUGCAUUUGGAAGCCUCAUGGAGGACGCUCAAUAGAUUGUACAUCUCUUCCUUUUGCUCACCAAUAGGAAGUAGCGCAGGAUAAGUAACAGCUCCAGAACCACUGUUAGCCCACAUGCAGAUGGUGGUGAUGGAAAUGGGCUGGGACGCGUGGAUGUGUGUCUUCUGCAGGGUAAAAAAAGAAAAGAAUCUACUUAAAUAGGGACUUCAAAAUUAGAAGCAUUUAGAAAUGCCCUGCCAUUAAAAUAAAUUUUAAUAGGUAGGCUAUAAACAGCUGAUUUAAAGCAUCCCGGAGAGCGUUCAUGACAUCGUCUUGAGUGCUUAACUUGGGACUCCUCAAUUUCGGACUGAUCUGUGUGGCUGUUUUCUUUUCUUUUUUCUCCAAAAGAUGGAGGGAGGAGGAAGAAAAUCAGUGGAAUUGGUUUACGUAUUGCUUUAACUACUCUCACAAUAGUGAAAAGCUCUCAUCAAGUAUGUAUCAGAUUAUUUUAUUAUGCCAACAUUAAUAUUGGAAGCACACACGUAAUCUGGAGUCAGCAGGUUCAUACACUACUAUCUCAACUAUCUCAAAUUUUCAGGCAAAAGCUGCAAAAAUUAAUUGGAGGCGUGUAAUAGUUUAGAAUGUGAGCUGGCUUAUGGUAAUAUAAAUUACAUGAGGAGAAGACAGUUUUAUAUACUGAGAGAGGGAAAACUGGUUUACUUUAAUGAGAAGAGAUAGAAAUGUGGUGCUAUUUUUUCAUUACAGAUGCACUCUAAACUGUUUGGACUUACUUGAUGAAUAGAGUUAAUUCUCUGCUACAGUUCCAAUAAUUCAUGUUGCACAGUUUAAUGACUUCUAGAUAAAAACAGGAUUGAAAUGUUAAUUUCUGUGAAGAAAUUGGAGCACUCUCAUUCAUCAAGCUUUUUUUCUAUUAAACUACUAGUUAAUUUCACUAAACAAGUCUCUUAGAGAUAUUUCAUGCUACAUAGAUUCUGGUGUUUCUCACCUGCUUUAUUUUACUUCAUUACCCAUGAGCAUUGGCUACUACCGUGAAGUGCCACUGAGAUGUAGAAAAAUUUCUGUUGUACUUAGUCUACCACUAUAAUACUUACUUCUUCGACAGCGCACACAGCAGUGGUUGGGCCUUUGCGUGUCUUUUCCAGUGUCUAUAAGCUGAUACUGGUGAGUGUUCCUGUUUGUUUCUGGUUUGAUUUCUUUGUUGUUGUUUGUAGUCCUUACAGCAGCCUUCCCUGGCCACGUGUUUGAUGCUGUACUGCUCACUGCUGCUUGGCUUGGCAUUACCAGGCAUUGCAUAGGUGCUUGUUUGUUUCAUAAAGCUGCAUUCCAUAUUUGAAGCUGUACGGAUCUGUGGUUUUAUAUUUGCAAUAUUCUGCACUGUAUUUGUGUGGGGAUGGCUGGGCCAGCAUAGUACCUCCUCACUUGGUAUAAACCAGCUUGGUCUUGCCUACUACAUCUCAGCUGAUAGGACAAAAGGGAAUGGCCUCAACUUGCCCCAGGGGAGGUUCAGAUUGGGAAUUAGAGGUAACUUCUUCUUUGAAAGAGUGAUGAGGCACUGACACAGGCUGCCCAGGGAGGAGUAACUGUCCCUGGAGGUGUUCAAGAACCAUGGAGAUGUGGCACUGAGGGAGAUGGUUUAGUAGGCAGUGUUUAUGGUAAGUGGACAGCUGGAUUUGAUGGUCUUAGAGGUCUUUUCCGACUGUAAUGAUUCUGUGAUUCUGUGGGAUCGCAGGGCCCGUGUUGCUUGAGGUACCCCAACACUUCCCACCAGAUCGGAUUGCCCAGGAUCCUAUCCGUGGCCUUGAGCACCUCCAGGGAUGGGGCACCCACAGCUACUUGUGCAGCAGUGCCAGGGCCUCACUGCCCUCAGUACGAGGAAUUUCUCCCUGAGAUCUGAUCCAAAUUUCAUCUCUUUUAGACUAAAUCCAUUACCCCUUGUGCUGUAACUACGUUCACUGAUGGAAGAGUCACUCCCCAUCUUUCCUGUAGUCCUGUUUAGGUACUGAACGGCUGCAACGUGGCUUCCUUGGAUCCUUUCCUUCUCCAGGCUGAGCAAUCUCAGCUCCCUCAUCCUUUUUUUCACAGAAGAGGUGCCCCAGCCCUCUGAAUCAGCCUUAUGGCCUCCUUUAGACCCACAACCAGCAGCUUCAUGUCUUGUUAUCCAGUUGUGCUGUGCUGAUGCAAGCUGGUUAUGCACCACACAUUGAGGGCCUCCUUCUUGCUCUUCAAGCCAGAGAGUUCCUCGUUCUUUUUUUUUUCCACAGUUUCCUCCCAUAUGGUCGAUGAUGGGAAAUGGCAAAUGCUGGAGCUUUUGACAGUUUUGCCCGAAGGCAGAGCGAUUUUCUGCCCAGUGACAUCAGCUCAGCAAACUCAGGGCCUAAAAGCCAAGGCGGCCGCUCUCGGGCCUCUGGGUGGGUGUCAGGGCCAGGAGUGCUGGCCUGGCUUUCUCGUACGGUGCCUCGAGUUGUUUGUCCUGCAAGGCACUUUUGUAAAUGGACGUUGUGCCGUAUUGUGUGGCUUCGGCAUUUGACAUUGGAUUAAACAAAGUGUCGCGUGUGCGAGGUGUACGGUACAAUUAUUUUAACCUAUUUUCCUUUCUAGUGUGGAAAAUCUGCUUGAAAUAGGACUUGCUGAAGUCAUUGUACCAUAUACAAAGGGGUUAUUAAAAUGCACUCUGGAAAUAGAAAAUAGGAUUAGAAGAGACACUUUGGCUUUGAGGCCUUCUCCAGCCGAAAGAAGGCCUCAUGGCCAAAAUGUCUCCUUUAAUCUCAUUUUCUGUUUUCUGGUAGGAAUUUUAUUAACUCUCCUCCCCCCUCGCGCCCCCUGUCUUGCUGCCUGCAUGCUUGUAGCACACCAGUUGUCUUCCAUCUCCCAGCUGGAGGUCUGGGAGAGGAAGCAAUGAUUUACCCUUGUGGUAGGGGCAUUGCCUUUUAUUUGUAGUCCAAAAAAACCCCACACCCAGACAGUUUCUAGCAGUGUCUUGUGGCUACUUGCAGUAUUUUCCAUUCUCUCAAGAUGUGCCACUUUUCUUUCCCAGGGAGGAGCCAUGGUGCUCAUGUUUUCAUUUGUAUGGAAACACCUGGAAAUCCUAAUUAUUUCAUGUGAGUUGCUCUGUUCUGUGUCUCCGAAGGUAAUUUGCCAGUGGGCACCUGUAACGUGUAUGUCUCUGUACAUCCAUACUGCUAUGUAUUAGUCAGAAAUGCAAAAACUAUGAGGUAUUCUGAAAACUUAAUGUGCAGAACGUUUCCUAUAAUUGAUAAUUGGAAUUUCCUGGAUAAUGUAAUAAUAUUAAACUGGUGUCUAGUUGCUUUGCAGCUGCCUUCUGCCAUAUUGGUUCCUCAACAAAGCUUAACAUGUAAAAAUUUGUGCCCCCCAUUAGGAAAAAAAAACCCCAAAUCUUGCUGUAAUUCUUAAUUAGAGUUAAUUAAUGUAUUUCUUAAUUAGAGUCUUAAUUUUCAACAACGUAGCAAAACAAACUAGGCAGUCCAGAGAGAACCUAUCUACAAGAAGCAGUCGUGCUGUUUUUCAUAUUUCCAUGUUUUGAGGGAAUCCUGAAUGCGUUCAAUUUAAUUUCUGUAAGUGGGAAGGACAGAAUACUUUGGCCAUGAUCGCAGUGGGAAAAUGGAAGGGAAAAAAGUAAUCAUCUGUUUCACAAGGGGGAAGGAUCUGCAUGGGGUUUGCAGGCUGGCGGGGGAGGAGAGGCUCUGAGAACCGAAAAGCAGGGAAACGUUUGCAGAUGGUGAACCUGCGACAUCUCCUGUAGGUUACUCACCAGGUUGAGUAAUAACAUUUUGUAUCUGGAAAACUUGCCAGCGACCAGAUCUUAAAUGUGAAAACCGUUCGAGUGUUUACAGGGGGAGCCUCAGAAUCAUUUCCAUCGGGACCAUUUGCCACACUUGCACCUGAGUGCCAACGUGGGCAUCCAGCAGUGGCAUUUGGGCUUCCUUGUAAGAUGUGUGCUCAGGACUGUCAUUCAGAUGUCAGCGAGGUAAGUCACACAGCCCUGUUCCCCGCGGCGCGGGGACUCACGCUGACGUGGUGAUUCACUCCAGAAGGAUAUUUUUUUUUCCCCAAUCAAAAGUCAAUGUUCCAAAAACCCCGAGAUGUUGGCUCAGAUUGCCGUGCUCAGAAAGGACGCGAGCGGUCAGCCCGAAGCCCUGUAACAAAAGGUUAAUUUUUCUCCCCUGACGUACUGCUGACUAAGUCAAACCCCGACCACGGGUCCGUUUGCUGUUCUGUGUGUUUCCAGCGACUGCUUCAGACAUCCGUGAUAUCAGUUUUGUGUCUCUUGGCAACAGAUUGGUUCUGGCACCCCGAGGACAGGGUGAGCUGGCAUUCUUGAACUGCCAAGAGACACAAAGCAGAUAUGCGGGCUGCUCAGUGCCUUUCUGAAAAUGCUUUGAAACACAUUUUGGUGCAAUAUCGUGUCUUUUUGAAGAACGACCUUUUGUGUGCGUGUGGUUUUGUUGUUGCUGAGGCCGUCCUCCCCAGUGCCCACUCCUCGCUUUGUUUGCAGCAUGGCCGCUCCCGCUGCCCUUUGCGGAUGGCCGCGUCCUGCUGGCCUGCUGCUCAGCCAGGGGCGAUGCUUCCUCGUGGAGCUGCAUGCGUUCCCUUUUCCCUCUGUGCAGACAGCGAGAGCUGCUGGAAGCACGAGAUGAAAGCAUUUCGUUCUUUCUUCUGCACCCACCUGAGAAGGAGGUGGCAGUCCAGUGCUUUGUUGAUGUGUUUUCCUCUGCAAAGAAAUACAUAUAUAUAUAUAUCUAAAGAGGUGUUUUCCUAAAAUCCUAGGGCUGAUGUCUAUUAGAUGAUCUUGGCAGAGUCUUAAGUGCCUUCUGUGUGUAGCCAGGACAAGUGAUGAAGCCAUUUACGAUAAUUUAUAAUGCACAGCCCAGCCAAAAAUCUGUUGUCAUUCAAUCACCGAAUUAAAUAAGUGUCAUCCUACCUAGCUCAGAAAUCACCAUUUUCCUAUCCCAAAUCAUAGAAUCAUUAAGGCUGGAAAAGACCUCUGAGGUCCCCAGCCCACCCCCACCGUGCCCACUGCCCACGUCCCUCAGUGCCACAUCUGCACGGCUCUGGAACACCUCCAGGGGUGGGGACUCCACCACCUCCCUGGGCAGCUGUGCCAAUCCAGUUAUCCAAUUUAACUUUCCAGACUUGUAGUGCUGGUAUGUGACAGAUGAAUAAGUAGAAAUCCCAUCUUCUUUUUCUCCGUGAUAUCAAUGCUUUUGCAGGUCUGAACUUUUGCAGAGAGGACAGAAAAAUAAUAAUGGAAAACUACAGAAAAAAUUCUUGCUUGCCAAGCCCAGAUGUACUAAAAGAUGCGCUGCAACCUGCUUGAGAUGGAAGGGGGCACAGGAAGGAGAGGACACCUAAAAGGCAAAAAUAUGUGCAGUGUUGAUGUUUUGAAUGUGGUGUCCGUGUACUUGUGUGAAUUGGGCAGCAGAGCCGAGCCAGCAGCGAGGCAGAGGCUGCGGUGGUGUGCUGGUGGGCAGCUGUGCUUGGAGGGUCUUCCCCCAUCCCAGUCUAGUCUCAGCACAUGUGGGCAUUAGCAGUACGUCCAUUCCCCCUGUGUUAACUUGCAGGUUGAGUACCCUGAGUACUGAGUUAAUUUACGUUUUCUGCUCUUUGUUAUAUUUGCAAACCACAGAGUUUGACGGUCGUCUUCCAGUUCUGUGUUCCAUUGAGAACACGUGGGAAGAGCUCAGCAAUCAGCUUGCUCUCUCUGCACCUCGAGAUGCUGACCAUUGGAUGCCCUUGUGCUUUAUUCCUCUCCAUUGUGUUAUAUGCUGAAGGCUGUUUAUUUAGACGUGUAUGUAGCCAGUGGUAAUUUCAAGGAGCCAGGUUUUUAAAAAUACAUACACUUAAAUGGUGAUGGAACCCAUAAAAAAAAAUCUAUUUAAAGUCAAUUGUAUGCGUGAAGAAGUCAACAAACAAAAGGGCAGAGACAAGCAUAUCAGCUUUAAUUUAGUACUGGAUUUCCUUUGACAGGAGCCAUUUAGAUAGAGGGCAAAAAAUUAUCUCACUGAAAAAGGCAAUGAUUGAUCACAUGUUGGUAACUGAAUCAAGUCUGCAAAAAAGAGAGGCGAUUAAGGGACAAAGAGGAAUUAUCAUAUUACAAUGUUGCUGCCUGUCAAGCCUCCCUUGUGUUGUGCAUUCAUGUGUCACGUUGUGACAUUCGAUCAGCUCAACUCCCUGGGACAAAGGGAUGGUAGUUAAAAAUCUUUAAGUGCUGUGUGGAAUUCUGCUGGAAGUGUAAAUCUGGGCUCUGUCCGCUGGUGGGGAUCUUCACGCCCACAAGGAGGGAUGUGCAGGGCCUGGCUGGCAGCUCACGAGCAGAUCUCACAGCAGUGUGUUUCUGGCACCCGCUCGGUGUGACUCUGCUGGCCAACACUGGGCUGCUCUGAAGGCAAAAGGCAUUCAUAGACCUUCCUGAAAAAUGGGUGGUGUCAUUUAUAUAUUCGCUGCAGCUAAAAGCUAUAACUGAUGACCAGAUGACCUUUAAAGGUUCCAUGGCUCUAUGACUCUGUGCUCAAUUUUGGCACUUUUGGCUAUGGGAGGGGCUGCCAGUGGGCCCAUCCAUCCCAGCACACAGCCACUGCUCCCUGUGGCACAAAUCUGUGUGUAUUUUUUUUAAUCAUACAUCAGCAGAGCAGUGGAUUUAAAGCAACCUGGCUGCACUGAGGCAGGUGGAUCGGCGUGAAGAGCACGGCAGAGCUGAAGUUGAGCAGAUGAGGACCACAGGGGCAGAUGAAAGUCAGCACUGACAAAUGCACGGGAAGGAGAGGUCUGGGCUCCCCGUGCUCAUUGCUGGCUUUUCAAUGAACUGAAACCACUUGGGAAAGAGACCUGAGGGUCACUGCGGACAGCUCAAUGAAGACAUCUGCUCAGUGUGCAGGCGCAGGCACAAAAGAUCAAACAGGAUGUUAGGCCAUCUGAAGAAUGGGUGAGAAAAUACCGAAAAUAUUAUAAUGCUCUUACGUCCACAGCAUUCUGAUCUGGAUAUUGUGCUGAGUCGGGCACGGGAAACCCCCUGAGCUUUGAGAGGCAGGAGGCUGAAAUGGCAAAGGAAUAGAAUAACUUCUGUGUAAGGAGAAUUGGAAAGAUUGGGAGCAUUUAGAAAGAUCAUGUGAGUAAGAGGAUUCAUCCGAGAGGUUUUAUAAACUAAUGCUUGACAUAUUUAACCUUUCCCAAAAUACGAGAGCAAAGGAAAAUCCAAUAAAAUCAGAAGCGUGCAUUUAGCAGGGUCACGUUUUCAGAGCAGCACUUGCAGAAAUGCCCGAGCUGGUGCUGGCCCUGGCUGCAGUGACCCUGCUGAUGCCAUUGGAUGUGGCAUUUCAAUAUCUCACUGCCAAUGAGCCAGUUUUAGUCCAUUUGACACCUUCUGACAGUGAGUACUGAAAGUGCUUCUUAUACCAUUUUGGAAAUAGGCUCCAUCACAACGUGUUCCCCCUGCUGCCACCGUCCUGCUGAGAAACCAAAAUGUUGUUGAGUCGAGUUCAGCUUGUCUCUCUUCUUCUGGAGCACAGGACUUCACUCAGUCGUGUUUUCACCAAAUUCACUGCUGCCACUUGACCUGGAGAAAUGCUUGGUACUGUCCAGCCUUGAUGCAGGUGGUAGGAGUCCUUGUGUGGUCAGAUGAGUUGGGGUUAGGGUUGGGGUUGGGGUUGAAGUUAGUGUUGGGGUUGGGGUUAGUGUUGGGGCUGAAGUUAGGUUUAGCCUUGGGGUUAGCAUUGGAGUGAGCAUUCAGGUUGAGGUUAGUGUUGUGUUGGCGUAUUGAGGCUAGUGCUGGAGUUAGGGUUAGAUGGUAUGUGUGUUCCAAGCAGUCCGGGCUGUUCUUCUUGUACCCUUAUUGGGGGGAGCACAUUGCACACACAUCCCUCAUACUCGCACUUCUUCCCAACUCAAAAAGAGUUCCUGAACCAGGAGAGAUGAUUAAUGCACAGAGACUGAAGUGUUGCUGGCUUUAUAGAAUUUCAGUUCCUCAGCAAUAUGGGCUGGCUGCCAUGAGAAGAGGGUACUGUGGGAGUUUAUCGGAAUACAAAAUGCUGGAAAGAGUCAAAUUUUACAUUUUAAUUUGUCCAGUGUUUUUCAAAUAAGGAUACUAAAUGGGUAUAUUUAAAGCAGUGUUACCUCGGGAAAAAUAUUUAUUUGACAGGGUCACUGUGAGUUCACUAGUACAAUUCUGGGACAGCAUAAUAUUGUCUGAAGUGAAGAUGGAGAGAACACCUGCUGGGUUUAAAGCCCUGUAAAGCUGUUCCAAAUCUGAGUGUGGCCACUGCAGUCCUGUGCAGCUGUGGUCUGAGGUGGCUUCCUAUGCAGACAAACCUUUAGUGGCUGCGUUUUGCUGUGGUAUCUUAGAAACAACUCUUUUCUUUAAUGUUUUUUAAUAGCAAAGAUGUAAGCAGGGUGCUUGUGCUGCUCUACUGGCGUGACCCUGGUCCGUCGGCACAGCGAGAUGUGGUCUGGGAGUCAUUGAGGAGAGGGCAGGUGCUGAUGCACUGGCUGUAUAAUCACAUCGGAGACUUAAUCAGUAAAAGAUUAAUUAACAUCAUCUAAUACAUAUAAAACCUGUAGAAGCAGAGCUCUGUGAUACGCUGGAGGGCUUCAUCUGGGGGACUGAUGGUGGAGCACGGGUUUAGGCUGGGAGUUAUCCUAGGUGGGUGAUGCCACGUGGCCCACGUAUGUGUGUUCACUCCUCACCACGGUCUGAUCAGGUGAGCGCGCACCUGGCCAGAAGGGUCCCAUCCUGUUUGGUGCUAACUGCGUGCUUGUUUGCUUUUACCACUGCCCCGCUCUUGGGGCAUGGCAACAAAACCGUGCUGCUCACACAGCUCCUCCUCGGGCACGCUGCAAUUAAUAUUAACCCCGUAUUGCUGCACAGUUCACACUGUAUUUUUCAAAGCUUAUGCACUAAGCACGGUUCUUUGCCAAGGAUUGAGAGUGCAGAAUGUGAUGCUUGGCCAGCAGCGACAGGUUUGCUUGGAGGCAAACAGCCCCCGGUACCCUGCAGCUGAUGGUUUUGUGCACUGCUCCUUCCAGAGCACUGCUUAUCCUUGGGAAUGGGUUGGCAGUGCAGGGAGCUGUGCUGUGCAGGGAGCCAAGCAGCAGAGCCCAGGCUGGAUUUCAGUGCCAAGCCCGAUGCUUUGUGCCCAAGAGCUGGAUGCUGCCGGCUCGGUAAGCAGGUUAAUGCUUGCUGGACUCCGGUGAGUAAACAGCUUGGUCAGUUCAAAGCAAACAGAAUUCCAGUUUGCUCUGAGCUGCCCCCAAAUGAUGCCUCUUGUGGUUUUCCUCCUGGAGCUUUGGGUGCACAUCCUCUGCUUGAGGUGUCACGGUUGGCUGGAGCUGCGUGCUUGCAAAGUGAGAGAGCUCCAGGUGACAAGAGACAAAUCUGUUGCUGUCAAGGCAUCUACCAUGGGAGGGUUUGCAUGCCGAAUGUCCUCUGGAUAGAGGUUUGUCAGAUGCUUCAUCUUUGUCCAGGAUUUUUUCACAUUUCCAUCCUGUAAUCUGGACCCAUGCAGUCAGGCUUACAGAGGCUUUUGGAAGCGAAGCGUUUCCAAAACCGAGAGUCAGCAGGUGGCUGGAGGCAGGUCUGUGCUGCCUCGGUCACUGGGCUUGGCUCACGCUUCCAACAUUAAGGCUCACUCAGUUCUCAGAGAAAGAAUUUGUAUAGAAGGAAAUAAAGAACCAGGAGUGGCUGGAGAUGAGGCAGAGGGAGAGAGGAUGUUGCUGGUUUGGUUGCUCCUGUCUCAUGGUGGGCAUGGCUCUUCCAGUUGCUCUUCUCAUCACCCUUAAAGAUGCUACAGUGUGUUUGAAAGAGCAGGGAGGCACAAAGCCAUCCUUAGUGCUGUCUGCAAUUGCAUUUUGGUUCCUCAGUUGUCACUGUUUUCCAGUGACGGGUGUAAAAAAUAAAGCGCACAACAGUUGUAUUUGUGGGGAUGCAGAGGUGAUGUGUGUGAAUGUACCUUUUGUUGUAGUCAUUUGAAAGACACCUAUUAAGUAUCGCUGCAUUUAGUUGUAAAAAACAUGCUGAAAUGGAGGCUACGGGAAUGUGAAGACCACAGAAAUUCAGCUGGUAUCUUCCUUCAGAGCUGCUGAGCCUGGGACCCAUGUUAAGAAGGACAAAGGGGAAGGCAUUAAAGGUGAAGGUCUGUGAAGACAGAGGAGACCAACCACAGAAGUGCUGGCACUGAAGGGAAGCCUGCAACACUGCAUGGGUGAGGUAGCCUUAAAAUGCCUUGCUGCGUUGGUCAGUGUUGGUGUGGUCCAGAAGACCUGGAGCAUCAUGAGCUGCUGUGCUUACAGACAUGGUUGGUGUCCGUAGCUCCUGGUGCUCAGCUUUUGGUCUUCCUGGGGUCCCCCGUUACUUCCAGGUGAAGCGUAGAUGCGCAGCCCAGCCCUAGGAGUAAUUCAUGUGCACGGAGCGUGGCUCAGGCCUGUCUGCUCCCGCACUUUCAUAGCCAGGGGUAGAAAAUUCCCACCAGCGUUGGCCUGGGAAAUGUUUUUUACAGAAAUCUCUGAAGCUUUCUAACUGCUCUGCCCCUUCGUUCUCAAGUCGCUAUCUUUUAUCGUGAGAGCUCUGCUGUGUGGAUAACUAUUGAGGAAACUCCCCGAGGCUGCUGAGCAGGAAUCUGCUUUAAUGACAGAGAUGCGUCCAAUUUUUAAGCAAAACAGCCUGUAAACUGUGCCAUCAGCUAACAAGUACAGGAUCCCUGCUGUGUCCUGUGUGGGAUCCUGUGGUAUUUUUAUUUCCAGGGUGAUACCCUCCUGGUAGCAUGUGGAGCUACAGCUGGGCCGCCAAGGAGCAUCCUGCUUUGGGAAGAUGAACAGAGAAUAUGUUCCUCAGGAUUGCCAUGCCUAAUUAGCCUUGAGUUCUGGUAUUAGGAGAUGUUAAUGAGCUGGAGCAUAUAAACUAACCACAGGAAAAAGAAACCCUUUUAAUAGCUACACCAGUGGUAAAGUUGCGGUGCUCCAUGGGGUUGGAGGAGCCAUCGGGACGUGGCCAUGGCCACAACGACCUGCUCCCAAUGAGGCACUGCUUGGUGCCCACACUGAGGAGCAGCCAUUUGCUGUGCAGUGAUCUGAUUAGCACGGAGAUAGGUGGGUUUUGUUCUUUUACUUCGAGUGCAAAUGAGCACUCUAUCUAAUAUUGCGUAUAGCUUCCAUUAUGCAUUGCCUGCUCAUAUUUGUAUGUUGUGCCCCAUUUCCCUUUGGGUUGCCUUUUUUUUUGCCUUUUCUUUUCACAGUGAAAAUAGAGUAAAAGAGAAGAGAUCUAAUCCUUUUGCAGUUCUGUAUCAGCGUUCAGAGAGGUCAGGGAAGUUCAUUCUUCCUGCUUCCUUUUGGCCCACUUAGCAUUUUUGUUGGAGGCAGGUGGACACGUUGCACUUCAUUCUCUCUCCUUUCCACAUGCCUCCAUCGUGACACUGCUUUUCCAUACCAACCAAGUGUUCUAAGCUGAGGUGUGGCAAUGUAAGGCGUGGAAAAAAAUAUUCUGUUUUGUUUCUUCUUGCCACUUUGAAACUGCUUAAAACAGACGUGGGAAACAAACAAACCAACAACAACAACACAGCUUGCCAGGCUCUUAAGUGAAUUGGUAGUAUUGAAGAGGGAAGUUGGAGAGGAGCCAGCACAGAACCCCUGGGUAGGCAGGGGAAGGGCUAAUGUAGAAUCACAGAAUCAUUUCUGUUGAAAGAGGCCUUUAAAGGCCCUCUGGUCCAACCCCCUGCAAUGCACACGGACACCCACAGCUCCGUCAGUGCACAGAGCCCAUCCCCUGACUUUGGGAGUCUGUAGGCAUGGGGUACCACCACCUCUCUGGGCAGCCCGUGCAGUGCCUCAUCACUCUUCUUGCCAUCAACUUUCCUGUCCAACCUAAAUCUCCCUUUUAGUGGCAAGGAACAACUCAGGUGGGGGAGAAUCACUGAGGUGUGGAUGUAAAUGGGAGAUGUUUGCUACAGGGCCAGGGAGGAAUGGUGCGUGCUGCUCACUCAGCUGUAGCCACGAUGGCACAGGAACCAUACGGCUGUUGUCUAUCAGCACAGAUUCACUGUUGGACAUCAGAGAAGGAAGACAUAUAUAUAUAUUUAUAUAUAUAUAUAUAAUAUUUGUCUAAGGAUAAAUGAUUCUCUGAUUCUGUGAAAUGUAAAAAAAUUUAAGUCAUUCCAAAUAAUAGAAGGAAGAGGAAAAAAAGACAUGGGAGAGAAUACUACAGUAUGUUCAUUCUUUUAAAUAUGUCUGGCAUCUUUUUUAAAUGCUUGGGGAUGAAGGACUGCAUUGGUCUGAUUACAAAGUACCACAGAGCCCACAUGUAAUAGUGAAAGAAACCGCUCGUUUUCUGACAUCCCAUAAUCUUGAGCUCUGGAAGCAUAGUAUCAGCUAUUCCCCAGCCUAUGGAUGGCAACCAGCUUUUUAAGUAAUGGGCCAAAUAAUGAUUGCAGAUGCUAUAAUCAACAUUUUUGUUAAUGAUUUACAGUUCCGUUUGCAAAAUAAUUAGUUCUGCAGAGCUCCGUGGUACAAUACAAGAGGAACUCACUUCGUGGAGCCUCAAGAGAAUGGAAACUUCUGAGCCCAAGGGGUGCAGGGCAAGCCCUGGGGUCUCAACCGUGGGGUUAUUAUAACCUGACAGGCAUGAAAGGAGCUGAAACAUCAGCAUGGACUCACGCUAUGACACAGGGGUGCUGGGAGGAACCUGCCUGGUUCCCAGUGACACCUUAGGGUGGUUGGUCUGGUGAAACGUCUCAGUGGGAGCACAGAAGAGCUGCUCCCAAAAAUGGCAACAGAAGGGCAGGAGAGGAGCACAUCCCUUUGUUGAAGGAGAGUGAUUUUCACGCUCCUUUCCAUGCAGGGAUAACUUGAGGAUGGGGACCACUCGGGAAACCAUCUGGGCUUCUUCCAGCAGCAAAUCAGAAGGGGGUCCUCAAUCCCAAACACCCAGUCCAUCCUCAUAGCGGGACAUGUGAGUCCUGAGAGCUCUUGAAAACCUCUUGGAGGAGUGUGCUCUGCUCCUGCCGUGGGGAGAACAGCGGUGCCCAUCUCUUCCCCGCGUGGUCAGGAUGGGGCUGGGUGCAGGCGGGUGCAUUUCCUCGUUGCUGCAGCUCCUGCCAUGCCGGGCAGGGCUGGCGUAGGUUCCUCAGUCUGCUUUGUCUGUUUAGGUUUUCAGCUCAGGAGCUUGGCACAACAUGGCCCCGGUCUCAGCGGCAGAUGCCAGAUGCUGCCAGAGUACAAAGAAAUAAUGAAAGUAACCCAAAAUGUGUGAGUCAGCAAUAGGUGUGAUGGGGGUGCUUCUUUCCAUACUGCAUCCACUCUGCUUCCAGCUUCUCCUUUCUCCCCCUCUGUUCUUCUUCCAGCUGCAUUCUUUUUGUCUUUAUUUUCUGCCUCCUGCCAGGCGCCGUGACCACGCGGUGGGAGAACGUGGUAGAGGAACCCUACAGCUCUGCUAACCUGCGAGCUCUUUCUGUUUUGCUUCUGCACAGAAAUUCCCUGGUACCCUCAGCACCAUUAGUGCCCUCCUGGCAGCUUACGUUUCUUCCAGGGAAAUUCGGAGCCAUUCUUCUUUCUGUCUCUAAACACAAAGCCGAGCACUGGUGUCACUGCAGAAGUGCUAACCGCAGUCACAGCCUCUUUGAGGAAUGCUGAAUUGCUUUAGUUCCGUAUUGUGAGUUGCUAAUUUUAUUUCCUCCUACCACUAUGUACAGUUUCUAUAGUUGUGGAGGUCACUGGAGCUUUGUAAGCGCAGCCAAAAGUGUUUUAAAUAGUCAUCCUGCAGCACAGCGGUGCCAUCAAUCUCCCAUGCCAUUAUUCCAUCUAGAAGGUUGGGUUUGAUAUCCAUUUUCAGACUGAAAGCAAAAUCAGUGGCAGGCUGCCACAGCCCGUAAGGCACAGAGGGUGGGACCUUCCUGAAGGUUUCCGUGAGCGUAAUGGCGUUACCUGUUGGCUUGGGAUAUUUCUGAGCGAAUCGAGAGCUGCUGGCAGCCAAAUGGUUUCUGGAGAGGGUCUUUCAUCCUUAACUGCUAUUCUUUUAUUGUUUCAUUUCCAAGGCUACUCCGUAGUCGGGCUCUAAUAAUGAUUAGAAUUUUUUAAUUGGAGUCUCACAAGCUUCAGUUACCAGCUUGCCCAGGAAUACUUUGCUUUUUGGCUCAUAUAUAUGCCCAUACAUAUAUGUGUGCGUAUAUAGGGGAGCAAAAAAAAACCCACAGAAAAUAAUAGCGGAAUGUAAGUCUGCGGCAUGUUGAAUUAAUUUCCUGUUCCACUUCUGCAUCAGCUAACCAGACAAAUAACCAAUUUGUUAAGGGCUCUGCUACUUCCUCCCAUCACUUGCUCACAAUGCACUCCUUACAUUUUAUUUCCUGGUUUUUCCAUUUCAGUUCCUCGAGUCCCCCCGGGCCCCUGGUGCGGCUGCCAUCCCCGCUCACCCCACUACCAGCACCCAGCCCGACGGUGCUGCUGUGUCUCAUUAGUGCCCACUCUUCCCCCAUUGGCUGCUGCUGCUCCAAGCAGGUUCCCAGUUUAUUGAGUUGUUUUGGUCACAUCUGGGAGCGCAGAGAUGGGAAUAUUGCCAUGGCAUGGAGGAGGGAGCGGGGCUGCCAGCAUCGGGUGUCUGCAGCGGCACUGGGAUGAAGCAAUCCUAGCAGGCAGCUUUUAGUGAUUUCCUCUCCCACCACACGAUGGGUUCGUUCAGAGGCUGGCACAGCACCGUGUAGCUCAGUGCCAUACAGCUUUCCGCACCAUCCAGUGCAUUUUGUGGGUUUAUGUUUGUGUUCAGGAAAUCGAUUCAGAAGGAGGAAAGCACUUGGUUGGAUGCUGUGCUGGGGACAUCUUUCUGGAGGAACGGGCAGUGGGAGAAAAAACACCCAACAGCUCUGCGUUUAUAGGCACGCUGCCUCAGCUGCCAAACUGUCCCUUGUAUAUGCACAGAGCUAUAGGAGGGUCUGUAAGGGAAAUAAAGAUGUGGAAUUGGAGACUUCUCGAGUAGAAGUUACGGAGGGCUUUCCGAGUGCUCUGAUGGAUAGGGAUGGAAGUGCAUCAAUUCAAUCACAGCAUUGUAUAGUGCAUGAUAAAUAUUUGAUGAGUACAGCCCAUCAUUUAGUUAAUACACAGCACGGGGCAGAUUCUGCUCUUGGAUACAGUGCAUGCGUUUAUGACUGUGCCUACUGCAUGAGUCCAGUCCUGUGCAGGGGGACAGCGUUUGGUCCAAAUGCUGCAAGGUCUGCGUGUGAAACAUGGGAGCAUGGCAUAAGAAGACUGUAGGUUAUCAGCACAGCAGUGUGUUACUGCAGCAACUGCUGAGACCCAGCAGCAUUUCUGGUUUGACCAUAAAAACACUUUGGCCUAAGGCUGGGUUUUGAUAAAUGCAAUGAAUUAGGCUAUUUUGUUUCUGGUGAUACAGGGUUAUGUGUGUUUCCAAACACAGCGCAGCCUCAGCUGUCCAAGUGAAAGGAGGACAGUGCUGUUGUGUAGGCUGAGCUGUGACACGCACAACUGGUUAAAGAAGCUCUGGGCUUCUAACAGAAUGUUCAUGAAUGGGAGUUAUUUGUGGAUUCCAGGAGUUUUUGCAGAUGUUUGCUCUGCACCAUGCAUGCAUUUCUGGUGGGAACAGAACUGGAGCUAGCAGAUUCUGAGCAAAAGGUCAGCGAGGAGCAGUGGACAGGAGCCCCCGGUGCUGGGGGGGACAGCAUCCUCUGAAGCAACUUUAUGGAGGAGCUAGUGAAACAGAAAGUUUUACAUCUUUUUUUUUAUUAUUAUUAUUUGAUUUCUAUUUUCCUGUUUAAUGCUGUGUGGGGAAGCCAGAGAGGCAAUGGGCAAGUAGGAGGAACCGUGUGAAAAUGUGUUCUUUACAGAGAGAGUGGUGAGGUGCUGGAACAGCUGCCCAGAGAGGCUGUGGAUGCCCCGUCCCUGGAGGUGUUCAGGACCAGGUUAGAUGAAGCCCUGGGCAGCCUGGGCUGGUACCAGAUCUGGGGGUUGGUGACCCUGCCUGUGGCAGGGGGAUGGAACUUGAUGAUCCUUGGGGUCCCUUCCAACCCAGUCAUCCAAUGAUAAAAGUGGCAGCAGAAACUUCAGCAUUUCCUGGUAGUUAUUUGUGAGAUCUUUGUCUAGCUCCCGCAGUAAUUUCUACUUUCUGGUUUCCCUGCUGUCACCCAGUAACAGCCAUAAUGGAGGGAGAUCCCAAUAACAAAAAGAAAUGAUCAAAUUGUUUUGAAUGGUGCAAAGGAGAAGACAUAAUGAAGUCCAAAUAAGCUGCGAUGCCCCAUCCCUGGUGGUGCCCAAGGCCAUGGAUGGGCCCUGGGCAGCCUGAGCUGGUGGGGGCAGCCAGCUUACAGUGGGGGUCAGUGCUGGGGAAUCUGAGAGGUCCCUUCCAACCCAAUCAUGCUGUGAUUCUUCAAUGAUUCCUAUUCCCUGCUUUAGCUAAGUUAAAAUGUAACCUCAUCAUCAGUUUCAUUAGUUCUAAUAGAUAAAACUCAGAGGCAGGCAGAUGUGGUUGGCCAGAAGGCUGCCCAGGGAGUGGUGGAGUCACCCACCCUGGAGAUGUUCAAGAAACGUUUAGGUGUUGUACUGAGGGACAUGGAUUAGUGAGAAAUGUUGAUAGUAGGUGCACGGUUGGACUGGAUUAUCUUGGAAGUCUUUUCCAACCUUGGUGAUUCUAUGAUUCUGCCUGAGAUUCCUGUGCUUGCAGAUCUAAAUUUGAGUGGCUCUUUGUGUCCCUUCAUGUGCUUGCCCCUCCGGGAUGUUUUUGGGGCGAUGUCUGGUACAGAACUGCUGGGUUCUGUGAGUUAUGGGGUAAUCGUUCCCUGUCAGGUGCUGUGAGAGUGGAGCUUACUUGACGAGAACUCCAUCUGAAGGAUGGUAGUUUCACAGGAGACACUCAGAGGAUUGCUCGGCCUCUUGCUGGCCGCUCUGCUGACCUUGUGAGACUGGUGACUAACAGCAGGGCUGGAAAAAGGAUCUCAGAGGCAUUCUUCUGCACGAGUGUGAUGGUGCUUUUGCUCCGUGUGGCAUUACUGGCAACUUGGGGCUUUCCUAGAGGGAGGUGAGGGCUGCUGUGUGGUACGGCUCUCUAAGCAUUGCCUGAACCAUUCCCAAACCCAACCAGUUGGGAUCUGCACUGGGAGCGUCUCCAGUUGAGCCUUGCUGGCUUUACACAGAAUAAAAUCCCUCUGUCACUGUUGUAUUCAUGUAUGUGCCUCACUUAGUACUGCAGCUUACUGAGCGCAUGGAUCAGUCCCAAGACUUCAGCCUGCUCAGCUCCGAGGACACCAUGGCUCCAGAUGGUUUGGGGUGAUAGUGUGGUGAAGGUGUAUUAGGGCCAUUUGGCAUCCUUGCCACCUCUUGCAUCUCUUUUAGCAAAUAAUUCAGUGCAAAGUCUCUGAAGAAAAUAAGCGAGGCUGCGGCUCUGGAAAUAACUUGCUGUGCCUCCCAUUGUUACCCCCCUUUGUUGUUUUUAUUUAAAAGAAGAAUCACUCUUUUUACAGAUUUAUUGCCCCAGCCUGGCUUAAAAGAGAAGGGGACAGAACAAUCAGCGGUGAUUUAUUUCUUUAAUGCAUUUUAAAUAAGUAGACCCCCAAGAAUGAAGCAAUGGUGCAUAAUUACACUGCGCCGGUCGCAAAACUCGGGCUGUGCCUGCCGCCAGCUCUUAAUUUAACACCUGGCCAGCCUAAGUGAGUGUGCUGCUGGGGCUGGGAGCUGCAGCUCGCUCCAAGCUGUGCAAAGGCUGUUCUCUGGUGGCAGUUUCUCUCCUUGUGAGCAGGUUCAGCUUGUGUCAGUGCCCUGUUCCUGCCUUGGCACUGUGCUUCAGGAGCAUCCAAAGCUCCCAUGUCUGCCCGCUGCCCCCACCCUGUGCUGGGCCCUGAGGAACUCCUGCCUACAUCGCUGUCUCCUCAAUUAAAGCAAGCACAAUGAGUUUGAAUGUUACAUUUCCCCUGCAUGGACCUCCUGAUGAUUUCUGUGUUUUUUACAUUUGCAUUUUCCUGUUUUUGUUUAGCUUCUUCAGCUUUAUCACUUCCCCGCUGCUGACUAAAGGAGCUGCACAACAGGGGAAAGUGUGACUAACUCGCUGCCUGCACGGGGGAAAGAGUGAGACUGGCUCUGCACAUGCUGCUGGAUCGAUACUGGCGGUAUGCAUGCCGGCUCCUGUGAGUUUGCCUGAGUUCCCGGGGGACUGCUUUGCUUUUUGAAUCAGAAAGUUGGAAACUACCAUCAAGAAUGGCACUUGUAGAUAAACACAAAGUCAAGCGGCAGCGACUGGACAGAAUUUGUGAAGGUAUCCGUCCUCAGAUCAUGAACGGCCCCAUGCACCCCCGGCCCCUGGUGGCACUGCUGGAUGGCAGGGACUGCACGGUGGAGAUGCCCAUUCUGAAGGACUUGGCGACCGUGGCGUUCUGUGAUGCACAAUCAACUCAGGAGAUCCACGAGAAGGUAUUAAACGAAGCUGUUGGGGCGAUGAUGUACCACACCAUCACGCUGACUCGAGAAGACCUGGAGAAGUUCAAGGCCUUGCGGGUCAUUGUUCGAAUAGGCAGCGGCUACGACAACAUCGACAUCAAAGCAGCGGGGGAGCUCGGGAUCGCCGUCUGCAACAUCCCCUCGGCCGCCGUGGAGGAGACGGCUGACUCCACCGUCUGCCACGUCCUCAACCUCUACCGGCGGAACACGUGGCUCUACCAGGCGCUGCGGGAGGGCACGCGGGUGCAGAGCGUGGAGCAGAUCCGGGAGGUGGCCUCUGGUGCUGCACGUAUCCGGGGCGAGACGCUCGGCCUCAUCGGCUUCGGUCGCACGGCGCAGGCGGUUGCGGUCCGAGCCAAGGCGUUCGGCUUCAACGUCAUAUUCUACGACCCGUACCUGCAGGAUGGCAUAGAGCGGUCCCUGGGAGUCCAGCGGGUGUACACGCUCCAGGACCUGCUCUAUCAGAGCGACUGCGUCUCGUUGCACUGCAACCUUAACGAACACAACCACCACCUCAUCAACGACUUCACGAUUAAGCAGAUGAGGCAGGGAGCGUUCCUGGUGAACACGGCGCGCGGUGGGCUGGUGGAUGAGAAGGCCUUAACUCAAGCCCUGAAGGAGGGUCGGAUACGAGGGGCUGCGCUCGACGUGCACGAGUCGGAACCCUUCAGUUUUGCUCAAGGCCCACUGAAAGAUGCUCCUAAUUUAAUCUGCACGCCGCACACGGCCUGGUACAGCGAGCAGGCGUCGCUGGAGAUGAGAGAAGCUGCUGCUACCGAAAUCCGGCGCGCCAUCACAGGGCGCAUCCCAGAAAGCCUAAGGAACUGCGUGAACAAGGAAUUCUUUGUCACAACAGCUCCGUGGUCAGUAAUAGAUCAGCAAGCGAUCCAUCCAGAGCUCAAUGGUGCCACAUACAGGUACCCGCCCGGGAUGGUCAGCGUGGCACCAGGAGGAAUACCAGCAGCCAUGGAGGGCAUCAUGCCCGGGGGCAUCCCUGUGACUCACAACCUCCCCACGGUGGCACAUCCUUCCCAAGCUCCGUCUCCGAACCAGCCCACGAAACACGGCGACAACAGGGAACAUCCCAACGAGCAAUAGCAGAUAAUUUAAAACAACAAAAUCCUUCAAUAAACUUGGGACCAAGAGACAUUGGAAAAAAAAAAAAAAAAAGAGAACUACAAAUGAAUUUGAUACGAAAUUUGUAACGUUGAUUUUUGGACAGAUGCAUCGUCGAUGUUCCGGUGUUACCGAUGCGGUGAUAGCAGCCAAGACUGGGGAGAAGCCCUGAAGAAGGCACCUGCUCACCGAGAUGUGAUACGUUAAGGAUCGAAAUGAUCGACUUCUGUUCUUGUGUGUUAAGUUUCCUUCAUCUGUGCAUCAAUCACAUGAAUAAAAAUAAGAUUUCUUUUCCCCUCCAUUCCUUGGGAAGAACAGGGUGUCCGCACCCGUUUCCAAACAAUUGCAUUAAGCAAUCCUUACCGAGUUAACGUAGAAAUGGAAGAGGAAACCACGCCGUGGCUUCAGCCCUUUCCUUGCUCUGGUUCCCUCUGACAGAAGGAGGCACCAGCACUGGCUCAGCAGCGGAAGAAAAACCAAUGACAUCCUUUGUGCAGCCUCCCGGGGCCGAUGUGUGCCAGCAGAGCUCCUGCAAGGCUGGGGGCACGGGGCUGGGAGGGCAGAAGAACAAAGCAGCACUCCUCCCUGCCCAGCUCUCAGUGAGGCAGCUGCGCACACAUCCGCGCCCUGCAGUGAUGCAAGAAAAAAAAAGAAAAAAAAGAAAAAAAGAAAAAAAAAAUGAAAAAGAAAGAAGAAAGUAUUACGUUUCACACACUAUUUGUACUCAAAUAUAUUUUCUCAGUUUUAAAUCUGCAGCUAUUUUAUCAAGUGGAAAAGUCUUGGGCUGGAAAGGGUUCAAGAAUAAUGUUGCAUUUCCUUAUGUCUCAGGAAACACUUUUUAUGGUAACUUGUCAGACUGUCUAUGAACAAACCCCACUUUUUUAGACAUUGAUAAAAGUCUUCUUUUCUUCACGUGAUAUUUUAUACAAGAACACUUCAGAACGUGUUAUUAGAUGUGACUGAUUUUAACAAAGCCUAUUAGGUUUGUAUCAACUAGUUACAUGUUAUCCUCAUAGUCUUUUGUGAAUCAUCGCCUUUUUGUUUUUAAAACGAUGGCCUCUUUGAGCCUUUGUAUGGGUACAUUCCUGUUUCUGUGACAAAGAAAUCUUAAGCUGUCCCCAACAGAAGAAGAAACCAAUGGCUAUCAGCAGUAUGUUUUGUUUUAGUGUGUUACCGUUACUGUAUUUGUUUAUUGUAAAGGUGGACAUUUAGCGUUCAGUGCAGUUUUCAAUAAAAAGUGAUAAAAUUUCUAUAA
This is a messenger RNA of Gallus gallus (chicken), 23251 nucleotides long. RefSeq names its product C-terminal binding protein 2 (gene CTBP2). Bases 20641 to 21978 code for a protein of 445 amino acids. Gene Ontology annotation, molecular function: NAD binding; transcription corepressor activity; oxidoreductase activity, acting on the CH-OH group of donors, NAD or NADP as acceptor. Lineage: Eukaryota; Metazoa; Chordata; Aves; Galliformes; Phasianidae. The transcript has 10 exons. The record is from RefSeq and is a predicted model, not a curated record.